GCCGGUAGGAGGUUGAAGCUGCUUUCCCAGCUCCUGUGCUAUUCGCUUCGACUGCGUAACCACGGUACCGUGACCAAUUGUACCUUGCAGUUCUGGAAACAUCGGUGGUCUGUGUCUGGCUACGGUACUAGGACUGCGCUGGCACAAACUCCGUUUGAACAAAUCUUUCCUCUAGCUCUCAGCACCCGAGUCGAGCGCCUCAUACUGUACCUCGGUUUGCCUUCGGGAUAUCUAUAAAGGCGCGUUUUCGUUGCUUUUGUCUACUGCCUCUGCCCUUCGAUUUUUGCGCAGUAUCCCUUUCCCCAUUUUUUUCUUUGCCACCUUUGGUGAGGCUUAUACCGGUAAUAACACUGGGCUAUCAUCGCUCCCCCCUCUGCUCCCGUCUCUACCAAUCCACCCUCUGAUAAGAGUUUUGAACUCAUCCUGCAGCUCACAUUUCUCCUGGCCCGCACAGAAGCCUAUCCAGCAACCUUUCUCGAACCAACACACCGCGCAUCCACUGCGAAUCACGACUGCCAUGUUCUUCAUUCACGAGCUCAACCGCACCAUUACGCUUCAUCCAUCCUACUUCGGACCCCAUAUGAGAGACUACCUCAUUCACAAACUUCACGAGGAUGUCGAGGGCUCAUGUACUGGGCGCUAUUUCAUCAUCUGUGUGAUUGAAUAUGAGAACAUUACCCUUGGGAGAAUCAUUCCUGGGAAGGGCGACGCAGAAUUCACCAUCACUUACAAAGCUGUUGUCUGGCGCCCAUUUAAGGGUGAGACUGUAUGAUACAUUCUUCUCAGAGCAGCUGCAUCUGCUAACAUCCAUUAGGUUGACGGUGUGGUUAGUUCGGUCAAUAAGAUGGGCUUCUUCGCUGAAGUUGGUCCAUUAACUGUUUUCGUUUCGAGCCAUGUAAGUAUGUUGGCUGUGGUUUUACUCGAUCCUUCUCACUAGUUAGCUUAUUCCCCGCGACAUCAAAUUCGACCCGACCUCCAACCCGCCCCAAUUCUCGGACAAUGGCGAUCAGAUUAUCAAUAAGGGCGCCCAUAUUCGCAUCAAGCUUAUGGGAACUCGGAGCGACGUGGGUAAAAUGCAUGCAAUUGGCAGUAUCAAAGAGGUAUUUUACUGUCCCCCUUGAAACGUGCUCUUCAGUGCUCAAAUUUUAUCGCAGGAUUAUCUAGGGUAUGACACUCAGUUUUGUGGAAACGUUGGUGUUAAGCUAAGAUGAUCCCAGGGUUUUGUGAACAAAUGGCGUUUCUGUGUUGCCCGCGGUGCUUUGGGUGUUACUCCUGCUGACAUGGUAGAAGGCCUGAAAAAAACACCACAACUUAAUUCCUACUAUUUAGUCUUGAACCGCCUAUAGAUCCCUUAUCCCUUGAUUCUUCAUUCGUUGGAUUUAAGCUUGACCCACUUCUCUCAUGCGUUGGUACAGCAUUGCGUUUCCCUUUCAUUUAUUCCCUUCUUGUCUUUAGUACCUACUCCUGGGAGUGGGAAGGAAACCUACCACCGAGAUAAAUUGAACAAAGCAAGAGGCCUAGAGACAUUGAAAGUUAGAUUCUGAUGCCGUUGGGAUAGAAUAAUCAGGCAUGACACCGGCUAGGUUUCCGGAAAGAGUGCAAGCAAUAAUAGCUUCUCUAUUCCUUCUUGGUACCUGGAGGUGAAGAUUUCAAGGUGCCAUAGAGUACAAUACAAGACCCUUUCAGAUCAAUAUCAUACUGCGACAUUUUAGGUUACUCAUGAACUACAAGAGUACUACAUAAGCUGCGGGCAAUAUGAUAUGAUUCACGAGAAUGUUCUCGUCUCGUUCUUGCCGUCUCUAGACCCUCGAGGGAUUCGGAGCUUUAGGUUGAACUAUUAGCAGUGCUGUUUGGAGAGAGAUCUUAUAUUCAGCGCACUAAGGGCAGAGCCGUGUGUGGCGUGUGCCUCAAUUCUUCUGAUAAUGAUAUGGUAAAAUGGUAGCAGAAUCAAGGAAUGAGGAGGAAAAAGGUUGAGAUGAAGAGGGAAAAUCAGUAAAUUCAAUUAAGAAAUUGAUGAUUGUUGAAUUAUUAUAGUAAAGGUUGAGGUCCAGUUUGGUACAUUAUUUUUGUGGCAUAAAAGUAUCUCAUAGUAUAAAUUGUGGCAAGUAAAAACUGUUUUAUAUAGGUGUGUGUUAAGGA
This is a messenger RNA of Tuber aestivum (summer truffle), 2139 nucleotides long. The record is from the annotation of a GenBank genome assembly. Lineage: Eukaryota; Fungi; Ascomycota; Pezizomycetes; Pezizales; Tuberaceae.